Molecule: messenger RNA, 16652 nt
Organism: Hypanus sabinus (Atlantic stingray)
Lineage: Eukaryota; Metazoa; Chordata; Chondrichthyes; Myliobatiformes; Dasyatidae
Gene: fat3a
Product: FAT atypical cadherin 3a
Exons: 30
Coding region: 383-14152 (4589 amino acids)
Biological process (GO): cell-cell junction assembly; homophilic cell-cell adhesion; calcium-dependent cell-cell adhesion
Cellular component (GO): plasma membrane; adherens junction; catenin complex
Molecular function (GO): cadherin binding; calcium ion binding
Source: RefSeq, a predicted model, not a curated record
UUGCUUUUCAUCACAGUGAAAAUGUAUGUGGUUUAUCCUGCAGGUUAAGAUUGAUAAAAAGAGAUUCACUUUCAACUGAAUAGCUGCCCAAAUGCAGUUUGUAACAAGUGGCUGCGAAUUCCAUCUGGUGGCACAAGUUAACCACUGAAAUUUGAGUCCAAUGGGAAAUGGAUGUCACUGAUGAGGGCCGACAUUUACUGCCCAUCCCUAACUGCUGUUGAGAUCACGCUGAUGAGCCUACUGCAUGAACUGGUGCUGCUCGUCUGAUGAAAAUUUGUCAUACAACUGUGUGGCUCAUUGAAACGUUUUGGAGAACUCACAGGGAUCAUUUGUCUGGGUCCAGAGUUACCCAUAGAUCAAACUAGAAUGCAAGAAUGAUGGGAUGGAUGUAAUGAUGGGCUGCAGGGCAGAUUUGCCACUCUCCUUCCUCUGUCUCGUCCUUCUGCUGUUCCAGCUGUUUGACCCCAGUUGUCAGAGUCGCCAGUUUCAAGAACCAGCAUUGUCUACGACCUUCCAGUUUACACAUUCCCUGUACAAUGCGACAAUUUACGAGAACUCUGCUGCAAGAACCUAUGCCAACAGUCAAGUUAAAAUGGGAAUAAGUGUGUCUGAUCAAUCAUGGGACAUUAAAUACAGGAUUAUUUCUGGAGAUGAGGACAGCUUCUUCAAAGCAGAAGAGUUUUUACUUGGCGAUUUCUGUUUCCUCAGAAUAAGGACUAAGGGGGGCAACUCUGCCAUAUUAAACAGGGAAGUUCAAAAUCACUACUUGCUCAUCGUGAAAGGCACUAUCAGAGGUGAAGCCUUGGAAGCAUGGACAAAAGUGAAUGUUCAAGUUUUGGAUAUGAAUGAUUUGCGCCCUUUGUUUUCUCCCACAACAUACUCUGUAACUAUUCCAGAAAAUACACCUCUGAGAACCAGUAUUGCACAAGUGACGGCAACAGAUGCGGAUAUUGGAUCAAAUGGAGAAUUUUAUUAUUAUUUUAAAGACAGAGUUGACACCUUUGCUGUUCACCCAACCAGCGGAGUGGUUUCUCUGAGUGGCAGACUGAAUUAUGACGAGACCAACCAAUAUGAUUUGGAAGUUUUAGCAGUGGAUCGUGGAAUGAAGCUUUAUGGGAACAAUGGAGUAAGCAGUACUGCAAAACUAGUCAUUCGCAUUGAUAGAAUCAAUGAACACGCACCAACUCUAAGUGUGGUGACCCACAUUCCUUCCUUGAUGGAUAAUGAUCCUACCUAUGCCGUUGUUACUGUUGAUGACCUAGAUGAUGGAAUCAAUGGGGAAAUUGAAUCAAUAUCUAUUGUAGCAGGUGAUCCUUUAGAACACUUUCAUCUUGUUAGAACUGGAUCAACAGGGACACAGUAUCGAAUAAAGGAAGCAAAGAGAAUACCCUGGGGAGAUUUUCCUUAUGGUUAUAAUCUCACCCUACAAGCAAAAGAUAAAGGAAUCCCUCAGAAAUUCUCUGCAGUGAAAAUAGUACAUAUUAGAAAUCUGGAGGAAGAUGAACACCAAGUGAUGUUUGAAGAAGAUCUCUAUGAAGUGGAGCUGAAUGAAUUUGCCCCUCCUGGAGCUGUGGUGGUUGUUGUUAAGCUGAAGCCAGAGCCACCAAAUGUUGAAUAUAAACUUAGUGUAACUGAAGACGCUCAUCAUUUCCACAUUAAUCCUCGGACUGGUCUCAUAACCACAGCACAGCACAUAAGCACCCUCGAAAGAGAACAUUUUGUGUUAGAAGUGGAGAGCGAUGCCAAUGAAAUCAAAGUACGUGUUAUUGUACAGAUCGAGGAUGCCAAUGAUCACACCCCGCAUUUUCAGCAGCAAUCAUAUGAGGCAUUUAUCAAUGAGAGUGCGCCCAUUGGCAGCAGUGUGCUCGUUGUUUCUGCCAUGGAUAAUGAUCAAGGAGAAAAUGGAUAUGUAACGUACAGCAUUGGCAAUCUGAAUCCAUUACCUUUCACAAUAAACCAGUUCACUGGUGUCAUUAGCACAAUCAAACAAUUAGAUUUUGAGUCAUCAGCUCAUAGUUACAAGUUUGUCAUUCGUGCUUCAGAUUGGGGAUCACCUUAUCGACGUGAGAGUGAGGUAAAUGUGACUGUAUUUGUGCAAAACGUUAAUGACAAUAAACCCCUCUUUGAGAAAGUGGACUGCCGAGGAGUGAUUUCCCAUGAGUUCCCUGUUGGUGAACAAAUAACUGCAGUUUCAGCAAUUGACGUUGAUGAACUGGAAUUGGUAAAAUACACUAUCAUUUCUGGGAAUGAACUUGGAUUCUUUGACUUAAAUCCUGAUUCUGGUGUGCUCUUCUUAACAAAACCAUUGGAUAGUGCAAAUCUAAAAGAAGGGUUUUUUUCACUUCAGAUAAUGGCUUCGGAUGGAGAGAACUUUGCUGAUCCAAUGUUCCUCAACAUUUCGUUGGUGCAUGGUAAACUUGCUACAAAGGACUACAUCUGCAGGGAAACAGGAGCAGCUCAGAAAUUAACUGAGAAAUUACUCAAAAGGGCUAAAAUAAACAAGUCAACCAUGGAAGACGUAUUCCUCGACCUUUAUUCAAUUAAUAGACAGUCCCCACAGUUUGAUAAAUCCUUUCCUUCAGAAAUAAAUGUUAAGGAAGAUCUUCCUGUUGGCAGUACAAUUGUUAAGAUCUCAGCUUCAGAUGCAGACAGUAGCUUCAAUGGAAAAGUUGUAUACACCAUUUCUGAUGGCAAUGUUGAUAGUUGUUUUAAUAUUGAAAUGGAAACUGGAUGGCUGACAAUUCUGAUGCCUUUGGAUCGGGAAUUAAGUAAUAAAUACAUUCUGAACAUCACUAUCUAUGAUUUGGGGUCUCCUCCGAAGUGUGCCUGGAGACUCAUGACUGUCCAUGUCCAGGAUUCUAAUGACAACAGGCCUCAAUUUUUACGAGAGUAUUAUUCUAUUAAUAUUCCAGAAGAUACACAAAUUGGUACAGAAGUAGUUCAGAUUGAGGCCACAGAUAAAGACCUGGGUCGUAAUAGUGAAAUAAUUUACACACUGUUAACAAGCACUCACCAGUUUGGCAUUAAUGCCUCAACUGGUAUUGUUUAUGUGACUGGGUUGCUGGACCGGGAAUUAAUUCCAAAUUGUACAUUGAAAAUAGAAGCCCGUGAUCAAGCUGAAAGUGGUCAUCAGCUUUACUCAGUGGUGGCACUGGAGAUUACUUUUGGUGAUAUCAAUGACAAUGCUCCCCGUUUUGUUCCAUCAAGUUACUUUGUUAAGGUCCUUGAAGAUAUGCCUGUCAGUGCUGUGGUAAUGUGGUUGGAAGCUCACGAUCCUGAUCUUGGCUUAGGUGGCCAGCUGCGUUAUUCUUUGGGAAAUGAUUACAAUGGGAAGUUCGAAAUUGACAGAGCCAGUGGAGCAGUGCGUCUGACAAAAGAGCUUGAUUUUGAGAAACAGCAAUUCUACAACCUGACAAUUCGUGUUAAAGAUAAAGGCCGGCCGACAUCCUUAUCUUCAACGUCAUUUGUAGAGAUUGAGGUAGUCGAUGUGAAUGAAAAUCUUUAUGCGCCACGGUUUUCAGAGUUUGCCAAGAAGGCAUCUGUGAAGGAAAAUGCACCAAUUGGAACAAAAGUUGUGCAGGUGACAGCCAAAGAUAAUGAUGAAGGAAGGGACGGAGAGGUACAAUACACCAUCCGGGAUGGCAGUGGGCUUGGACGUUUCACUGUCAAUGAAGAUACAGGUUUAAUUGUUACAGCCGACGUACUUGAUCGUGAAACAACUGCUUCCUACUGGCUUACUGUGUAUGCCACGGAUCGUGGAGUAGUUCCAUUAUUUUCAUCUAUUGAAAUCUAUAUUGAAAUUGAAGAUGAAAAUGACAAUGCACCCAUAUCUUCUCAACCUAUUUACCAUCCGUCAGUCAUGGAAAACUCUCCCAAGGACGUUCCCAUUGUUCAGAUCCAGGCCUAUGAUCCGGAUUCCAGUUCUAGUGAUAAAAUGACAUUUAAAAUUACCAGUGGGAACCCACAGAAUUUCUUCACCAUUAACUCUAAGACCGGUUUGAUCAUGACCACAACAAGGAAACUGGACCGAGAACAGCAAGCAGAGCAUGUCCUUGAGGUGACAGUGACAGAUGGAAGCUCUUCUCCAAAACAUUCAACUGUGUGGGUCGUGGUACACGUGUUGGAUGAGAAUGAUAAUAAGCCCCUAUUUCCUCAGAAAGUCUAUCAAAUCAAACUUCCAGAACGGGACCGCAAGAAACGCAGUGAGCCAAUUUAUAGAACUUUUGCAUUCGAUAAGGAUAAAGGACCCAAUGCGGAAAUUUCCUACAGCCUAGUGGAUGGAAAUGACGAUGGAAAGUUUUUUAUUGAUCCCAAAACUGGCAUGGUUUCCUCUAGGAAACAGUUUUCAGCUGGAAAUUAUGACAUCUUAACAAUUAAAGCAGUGGACAAUGGGAGACCACAGAAAUCUUCCACUGCACGCUUACACAUCGAGUGGAUAAAGAAACCAGAACCAUCCUCCAUUCCCCUCAGUUUUGAUGAACCAGUUUACAAUUUCACAGUGAUGGAAAAUGACAGAGUGAAUGAUAUUGUGGGUGUGGUCACUGUUCAGCCAAGUAAUAUUCUGCUUUGGUUUGAUAUUGUCGGUGGAAAUUAUGACAGUGCAUUUGAAAUAGAGAAGGGUGUUGGCACCGUUGUUAUCGCCAAGCCACUGGAUACAGAGCACAGGGCAACUUAUAAUAUGACUGUGGAAGUCACAGAUGGAACUAACUCAGCUGUUACACAGGUGUUUAUAAGAAUACUUGACAACAAUGAUAAUGGUCCAGUGUUCUCUCAGCCAAGCUAUGAUGUGACCAUUUCUGAGGAUGUUGCCGUGGAUACUGAAAUUCUUCAUAUUAAAGCUACUGAUAAGGAUGAGAAAAACAAGUUGACCUACUCAAUUCACAGCAGUAUAGAUCCUAUGAGUAUGCGUAAAUUUCAGCUUGACCAGAGCACAGGCCGGCUGAGCGUAGCUGAAACGCUGGACCACGAGGCUCAGGCUCAGCACAGUUUGACUGUAAUGGUCCGAGAUCAAGAAUUCCCUUACCGGCGCAACUUGGCACGGGUUAUAGUGAAUGUAGCUGAUGCCAAUGACCACACUCCAUACUUCACUAGUGCUGUGUAUGAAGGUUCCGUUUUUGAAUCCGCUGCUCUUGGCUCUGCAGUUCUGCAGGUUACAGCUCUGGACAAAGAUAAAGGUCAAAACGCAGAAUUACUGUACAGUAUUGAAGCAGGCAACAAUGAGAAUACCUUUAAGAUCGAACCAGUUUUGGGGAUUAUCAGUGUUUCAAAAGAACUUGAUCUCACCCACCUUGGCCACUAUGUUCUGAAUGUUAAAGCGAUCGAUCAGGGAGUACCACCCCUUUUUACAACUGCAACUGUACGUAUCACUGUGAGUUUCUCAGACAAUGCUCAGCCCCAGUUCCAUCAGAAAGAAUACAUGGUUGAAGUAAAUGAAAAUGCCAGUGUUGGUACCUCAGUGAUUAUGAUCACAGCAGUGAGUCAAUCAACCGUAGUUUAUGAAAUAAAAACUGGAAAUUUGGAGAGCAUUUUCGCCAUAAACCCUUAUUCAGGGGUCAUUAGUGUUCAGAGAGAGCUUGAUUAUGAGCACGUUCCUUCAUAUCAGCUGAUUGUGCAAGCAACCAACAUGGCAGGAAUGUCCUCAAAUGUAACAGUCCUCAUUCAUGUUGUCGAUCAAAAUGACAAUCCUCCAGUCUUCCUACAUUCGCAGUAUUCAGGUAGCAUUAGUGAGGCUGCUCCACCCAAAAGUGCUGUUUUAAUUUCAGCGAGCAAUCCUCUUGUUAUAAAGGCUACUGAUGCUGAUUGCAAUCAGAAUGCAUUGCUUGUCUAUCAGAUUGUUGAAUCCACAGCAAAAACAUACUUUUCAGUUGAUUCCAGCACAGGGGCGAUCAGAACCAUUGCCAACCUUGACCACGAAACAAUUCCGAUUUUCCAUUUCCAAGUGCACGUCAGAGACAGUGGAAGUCCACAGCUCACGGCUGACUCUCCAGUUGAUGUUACCAUUCAUGUGACCGAUGUCAAUGACUCUCCCCCAGAGUUUAGCCAGCAUGUUUAUGAAUCUGUUCUCCUCCUGCCAACCUAUAGUGGUGUCGAGGUUCUCAUGAUGUCAGCUACAGACCCUGACUUUGAAAUAAUAUCAGAAUUAACUUAUACACUAUUGGAUGGAAAUGCAGAAAAUUGUUUUUCAAUUGACCCAAGAAGUGGAAUAAUCACUGUAAGGAAUCAAACCCUUACUGAAGAACUCUAUCACCUUACUGUUCGUGUGUCUGACGGAAAAUUCAGCAGCACAGCAUUGGUAAAGAUAAAAGUGAAAUUUGCUAUUGACAGUGGUCUUCGGUUCACUCAAAGUUUAUAUUCAGCUUCUAUCUUGGAGAACAGCACAGAGACAAAGAAAGUAGCUGUGGUAAAUGCUGUGGGGAACCGGCUUAAUGAGCCAUUGAAAUACAGAAUAUUGAAUCCUGGUGACAAGUUUACAAUUAAAUCUACUUCAGGAAUAGUGCAAACAAUGCCCGUGUCAUUUGACAGGGAAGAACAAGAGCUGUAUGAAUUAGUGGUGGAAGCAAGUCGUGAGGAUGAUCCCUGGUGUGUUGCACGAGUAGUCAUUAGAGUUCAGGUUGAAGAUAUUAAUGAUAAUCCACCAGUAUUUGUUGGUCUUCCUUAUUAUGCUGCAGUUCAAGUUGAUGCAGAGCCAGGAGCACGUAUAUAUCAUGUCAGUGCCAUGGAUCGUGACAAGGGCAAAAAUGGAGAGGUAACUUACUUCCUCAGAGAAGAACAUGGUCAUUUUGAGAUUGACAGGUAUACUGGUGUUGUUACAUUAAAGGAACCUUUUGAAUUUGAUUUAUCCAAUGUUGAAUAUAACAUCAUGGUCAUUGCAACAGAUGGUGGUUCUCCUUCUCUCUCCACUCAAGUAGAACUGUCUAUUACAGUGGUUAAUAAAGCAAUGCCUGUCUUUGCAAAGCCAUUUUAUGUAAAAACAGUAAAAGAAGACUUACAGCUACACACCCCUAUCCUCAGCGUCAAUGCAACUAGUCCUGAAGGUCAGAGCCUAAUAUAUACAAUUACUGAUGGAAAUCCUCUAAACCAGUUUAAUAUAAAUUUUUACACAGGAGUGAUUAGUGUCAUUCGUCCUCUUGAUUAUGAAACUAAGUCCAGCUAUAAAAUGACUGUGAAAGCGACAGAUUCUCUCACAGGCGCUCGAGCAGAAGUGACCGUGGAUAUAUCAGUAGAAGACGUUAAUGAUAACCCUCCAAUUUUUGAAAGAGCUGUAUAUGAAGCAACCCUUUCUGAAUCUUCAAUGGUCGGAACAUCUGUGUUGCAGGUUAUUGCUGCAGAUGUAGAUUCUGAAAACAGUAGGUUAGUGCGCUAUCAGAUUGUUCAAGACCAUUUAAACAGUACGGAUUACUUCCAUAUAGACAGCACAAGUGGGCUGAUUCUAACAUCUCGCAUGUUGGACUAUGAGUUAAUUCAGGAAUACAAUUUUAUAGCAAGAGCAACUGACAAUGGCAUCCCACCCAUGAGCAGUGAUGUUUCUGUGACGGUUUAUGUAACUGAUAUGAAUGACAACCCGCCAGUUUUCAACCGGCUUCUCUACGAGUCCUACGUGAAUGAACUUGCCCCACGUGGUCACUUUGUAACUUGUGUGCAGGCAUCCGAUGCCGAUAGCUCUGACGCUGACAGGUUAGAGUACAGCAUUCUGUCUGGCAAUGACCACAUGAAUUUUGUCAUGAACAACAAGAGAGGUAUCAUUACGCUCUCCAAUCAUCGGAAGCAAAGAAUGGAUCCUGUGUAUAACUUGAAUGUCUCUGUGUCUGACGGCAUUUUUACCAGCACUGCUCAAGUGCACAUCAGGGUGCUUGGUGCCAAUUUAUACAGUCCAGUCUUUUCAAGCAAUCUUUAUGUGGUGGAAAUGAGAGAAAACUCUGCCAUUGGGAGUAAGGUUGCACAGGCAGUUGCUACUGAUGGUGAUUCUGGAGACUAUGGAAAUAUUAACUAUCGUAUAGUGAAUGACUUUGCAAAAGAUCGGUUCUCUAUUGAUUCUUCAGGGAUGAUUAUUAUAACAGAAAAGCUAAACAGAGAACUUCCUUUGGAGAGUAACAUCGAUAUCAUGGUAAUGGCUGUUGAUGGUGGUGGUAGAUCUGCCUUCUGCACAGUGAGGGUCAUACUGGUGGAUGACAAUGACAAUGCUCCUCAAUUCAUGGCCCUAGAAUACAGAACAAGUGUCAAGGCUGAUGUGGCUAAAGGGUCGUUGAUCACCCAAGUUGAGGCUUUUGAUCCAGAUGAAGGAGCAAAUGCUAAAAUCUUAUAUUCAUUGUACAGUGAAGAUUCGGACUAUGUAACAAAUGCAAUAGACAUUGACCAGGAAACGGGGUGGAUUGUGACUAAGGGAAGUUUUGACCAUUUGAAGAAUACGAUUCUCUCAUUUUUUGUGAAAGCCUCAGAUGGAGGUGUCCCUGCGAGGAAUGUUCUGGUUCCUGUAUACUUUCACGUGCUUCCUCCUGAGACAGCCCUCCCAGCCUUUCUGCAGCAUCAGUAUUCAUUCCUGCUGCCAGAAGAUGCCCCCAUAGGGAGCACAGUUGGCACAAUCCAGGUUUUGCCCCGUCAGACUGUUCUCUUCAAUACAAUUAAUGGUGGAUUAUCAAAAAACAACCAAGAUGCAGUAUUUGUUAUAGAUUCACAUACUGGGGUGUUAAAAUUGGACAAGAAACUUGAUUAUGAAAUAAAUCCGUUCUACGAGUUUUUGGUUACAGUCACUGUUCAUAAUGGAAGAACUGACAUCAUUUUGACAACAAUUAUCACAAUUGAAAUUGGGGAUUUGAAUGACAACAAGCCUGUUUUUCAGACUAAUCCCUAUGAGGCUAUUAUAAUGGAAGGAAUGCCUAUAGGAACCAAAGUGAUCCAAGUCCAAGCAGUUGAUGAAGAUUCGGGAACCAAUGGACAAGUUACAUAUAGUAUUUUGCAAACUACUCAACUGGAUCUCAAAGACAUUAUGAAUGUAUUUGCUAUCGACCCCAACAAUGGCUGGAUUAGGACACUUAAAGAUCUAGACCAUGAAAAGCAACCAGCCUACACCUUCACUGUGGUAGCUUUGGACCAUGGUGAGAUUGUAUCCCUGUCCUCAACAGCAAUAGUUCAAGUAACUGUCACAGAUAUAAAUGACAAUUCUCCAAAUUUUCUGAAUGAGAUAUACCGAGGAUCAGUGAGAGAAAGUGACUCACCUGGUGAGGUUGUGGCAGUCCUCAGCACAAGAGAUGACGACACAUCUGAAAUCAACCGUCAAGUUAGCUAUCAUAUUACAGGGGGAAAUCCUAAGGGGAAGUUUGCUCUUGGUUUGGUUCAGAAUGAGUGGAAGGUCUAUGUGAAAAGGCCAUUAGAUCGUGAGGAACAGGAUAUUUACCAACUGAAUAUUACAGCCACUGACGGGCUCUUUGUAUCAAGAGCAGUGGUAGAAGUCAGAAUAUUGGACACCAAUGAUAACGACCCAGUGUGUAACCAGGUCACCUACACAGAGAAUAUAGUGGAAGAUAUUCCACCAAAUAACGUUAUUCUAAGGAUUGGUGCUCAUGAUGCUGACAUUGGUUCUAAUGCAGAAAUAAGGUAUUCUUUGCAUGGAGCUGGAUCAGAUAAAUUUUUCCUUGAACCAGAAAGUGGUGAACUAAAAACAUUAUCAGCUUUAGACCGUGAGGAAACUCAAGUAUAUAAUUUGAUUGCCAGAGCAUCAGACGGAGGUGGGCGUUACUGCCAGUCAGGAGUAGUUCUGACUUUGGAGGAUGUGAAUGAUAAUCCACCUGUGUUUUCUUCUGAACAUUAUACUGAAUCUGUAUAUGAGAACACAGCAGUUAAAGCUCUGCUGACAAAAGUCGAAGCAAUGGAUCCAGAUAUAGGUCCAAACAGGAAUGUGGAAUACACUCUUGUUGACUCUGCUGAUGGAUUUUUUUCAAUUGAUAAAUAUUCUGGAAUCAUCAGUCUGGAAAAGGCCCUGGAUAGGGAACAGCAGGCAUUGUACAACCUCACUGUCAGAGCCACAGACCAGGGAGAGACAUGGAAACUCUCAACUUUUGCCACAGUCACGAUAAUUGUAUUGGACAUCAAUGACAAUCCACCAGUUUUUGGAAGACGAGAUUAUCUCACCACGGUACCUGAAGAUGUACCACCGGGUACUGAAGUUCUGACCGUCUAUGCAGCCAGCAAAGAUAUUGGUGCAAAUGCAGAAAUUACUUACAGUAUUAGAUCUGGUAAUGAACAUGGUAAAUUCAGAAUUGAUCCUCAGGAAGGAAUUAUUUCUGUAAUUGAGCCUCUUGAUUAUGAAACUUGUAAGAAUUACUACCUCACAAUUGAAGCCAGAGAUGGAGGCUCUCCUUCGCUGAGCACAGUAACUACUGUCAAUGUCAAUGUAACCGAUGUAAACGAUAACCCACCAGAAUUUAGCAGGGAUAUAUACAAUUCAGUUAUCAGUGAAGAUGCAGCCAUUGGAGAAUCUGUUGCUUUGAUGCUGGCAGAAGAUUGGGACAGUCAAGCUAAUGCACAGAUUCAUUUCUCCAUUGUGAAUGGAGAUCUGGGUAAUUACUUCAGCAUCAAUCCAGUCACAGGCUUAAUCAAAAUCAAAGAACAACUUGAUAGAGAAAAAGUGUCUGGCUAUUCACUAAUUGUGCAAGCUGAAGACAGUGGAAUGCCACCCAUGUCAUCUACAGUUACUGUGAAUAUUGAUGUCUCAGAUAUUAAUGAUAACCCCCCUGAAUUUAUCCCUGCAAAUUAUUCAGCUGUCAUUCAGGAAAAUAAACCUGUGGGGACCAGUAUUCUGAAACUUUCUGUGACGGACAAGGAUUCCUCACACAAUGGCCCUCCGUUCACACUUACUAUUCUUGCUGGGAAUGAUGGGAAGGAAUUUGUUUUAGACCAGGAAGGCGUUCUGAGAUCAGCAACUGUUUUUAAGCAGAAGGAUACCACAGAAUACCAUCUACAUGUGAAGGCUCAAGAUUCUGGCAAACCGCCACUGACUUCAUCCACCUAUAUACUUGUUCGAGUGAUUGAAGAAAGCAUUCACAAACCAACUGCUAUUCCACUUGAGAUUUUUAUUUCUACGAUGGAGGAUGAAUUCUCAGGAGGAGUGAUUGGAAAAAUCCACGCUACCGAUCAGGAUAUGUAUGACGUUCUUAGCUACAGUUUCAGGUCGGAUCAGAGAAGUCUGUUCGAUAUAAAUAGCCAAGAUGGGAAGAUUAUUGCACUUGGGGGACUGGACAGUGGCAAGUAUAUUUUGAAUGUGUCUGUCAGUGAUGGGCGCUUCACUGUCCCUGUUGAUGUUGUGGUUCAUGUGGAGCAGGUGACUCAAGAAAUGCUGAACAAUGCCAUCACUAUUCAGUUUGAAAACAUCUCUCCUGAAGAUUUUAUUGGACUUCAUCUCCAUGGAUUUAGGCGGAGCCUUCGGAACAUAUUCGCAGCCCAGAAGCAAGACACCGUUCAUAUUAUUAGUAUUCAGCCAGUCUCAGGCACACAGAAGCUUGAGGUUUUAUUGGCAGUACAGAUAUAUAGAAGUGGGUUCUAUAAAACCGCUUAUUUAAUUCAAAAGCUCACCAAUGCAAAGAGAGAAUUUGUGAAUGGUCUUCUCGUUUCCUCUAUCAUGGACAAGAGUUGCCCUGCAGAAGAAUGCCAAGAACGCAACUGUGCGCCACUGGUUUCUGCAGAACCACAGUCCACUAUGACCUACAGUACUGCACGGAUCAGCUUUGUGUCCCCUCAUUACCAUAAAAGUCUAACAUGUGCUUGCAGUGGUAAACUCUGCCCAGUGGUUUCUGAUGUUUGCCAAGACAAGCCUUGCCCAAGUGACAUGCAUUGUGUUGGAGGCAGUGAAGGCCGUGGGCCAUACGUCUGUCAGUGUCCACCUGGGAACCUGGGAGAAUGUUCGGGUCAUGCAUCCCUGAGUUUUGCUGGAAACAGCUAUAUUAAAUAUCGGGUGGCUGAAAACAGCAAAAGACAGGAACUGAAAUUAGGAUUGCAUUUGAGAACACUGCAGAGUAAUGGAGUCAUUAUGUAUGCUGAAGGGGAAUACUGUGUCAUUUUGAAGAUUGUGGAUGGAAAACUCUGGUUCCAGUUGGACUGCGGCAAUGGGCCUGGCAUUAUAGGCAUUUCUGGCAGAGCAGUUAAUGAUGGGAAUUGGCACACUGUCUUUCUGGAUCUCAACAAGAAUUUCACGAGCCUUGCACUGGAUGACAGCUACGUAGAGCGUCGGAGAGCUCCUUUCCACUUUCACUUCCUCAGUAUCGACAGCUCCAUCUACUUUGGUGCCCAGGUGCCAGCUGCUCGUAGCUUGUCAAGCCAGAAAAAGACUCAAGUCUUGGGUGGAUUUCAGGGAUGCCUAGACUCGGUUGUCCUUAAUGACAAUGAGUUGCCACUGCAAAACAAACGCAGCCACUUUGCUGAAGUGGCAGAAUUGACAGAAUUAAAGCUCGGAUGUGUCUUGUAUCCUGACACCUGUGCCAGAGGGCCGUGCCAGAAUGGAGGGAGUUGUGUUAGCCUACCAUCUGGUGGUUAUCAGUGCAACUGCCUAUCACAGUUUACAGGGAAUCGAUGUGAAACAGAAGUCACGGUUUGUUACCCAAACCCCUGUCAGAAUGGGGGCUCCUGCAAUCCAAUUGGCAAUGAUUUUAUCUGCAGCUGCAUGGAAGGGUUUGUUGGUCUGAUGUGUGAAGAAGACAUUGAUGAAUGUGAAAGAGAGGAGUGUCAAAAUGGAGGAACAUGCUUAAAUACAUUGGGCUCAUUUCAGUGCAACUGUACUUCAGGAUUCAUAGGCUUCUACUGUGAUCUUAGGCCAAUGGUCGUGCCCAACAUACAACCUGGACAUCCCUAUAUCGGAAAGGAGGAACUCAUUGGAAUAACCAUUGUGUUAUUAGUUCUAAUGUUACUGGUGAUACUUUUUGCAAUUUUCCGCAAGAAAGUCUUCAAGAAGCAUGCACGAAACAAUGUUACCCUCGUACAGGACCCUGCGACGGCAGCACUACUUAAUAAGCCUAAUGGCAUGCAGUUCAAAGUUAUUAGGAAUAAUGGUGAUAGCCGUAAGAUUUAUCAAGAAACUGGUGGUCCUCCUCAAGUGCCAGUCAGACCUAUGGCUUAUACCCCAUAUUUCCAUAGUAACUCGAGGAACAAUUUAGACAAAAUGGAUGGAAUGGGGAUAGAACACCAGGAAAUGAGUACUUUCCACCCUGAUUCUCCUCGACUGCUGACUACACGUAGAGGUGUUGUUGUGUGCAGUGUCGCCCCAAAUCUCCCAUCAGUUACUCGAUCUGUCUCUGACUGUGAUUCGUUGAGAAAGAACACGUGGGAUACAGAGAGAGAUGGAAAGACCGACAUUGUUGAGGAUGCUGCAGGCUUCACGGCGAGUACAAAAGGCAGCAGUUCCGAAGUCCAAUCCCUCAAUUCCUUCCAGUCUGAUUCAUGCGACGAUAAUGCUUCAGUAGUGACUGUUAUACGCCUGGUUAAUGAUGAUGCGGUUGACACAAUUGAGAAUGAAGUGUCCCUUAUGGAGGAGGGGCAGAACUACAACAGAGCAUAUCAUUGGGAUACUUCAGACUGGAUGCCAAGCACUCGACUACCUAAUAUUCAAGAAGUGCCACAUUAUGAAGUAGCUGAUGCUGCACCUGUGCGUCAUGAGAAUGUGACAGCGCUGGAUACAGACUACUACCUCGGUGGAUAUGACAUAGACAAUGAUUACCCACCUCCUCAAGAUGAGGAAUUCCUGAGUCAGGACCAACUUCCUCCUCCCCUCCCAGAAGAUUACCAGGAUCAAUAUGAGAUCCUCCAACCACACAAUACCACAUCAGCAACAAAUACCUUGACCUCCAAUGGCCGAAGAAGACCGCACUUCCAUCCCAGCCAGUAUCUUCCACCUCACCAGUUGCCAGCAGAUGGCGAGACUGGUGGUGCCCAAGGUGGCAGAGACUAUUGCGCAUUUCGUGCAGGUUCAAACAAAGACUUGGAGAAAGUCAUCAUUGACAAUAUGACAAUUCCAAUGCACACAACAACAAAUGCAUCAUCAUCAGAUAUGUCAACAAGUUGUGGCUUCGAUGAUUCUGAAAUAGUGAUGAGUGACUAUGAAAGUGGCGAUGAAGUCAAUUUUAAUAAUCAUAUCUCUUUUGUAGAAUCUCAGUACCAGACACAGGUAUGAUGACUCCUUCAAAAUCUAUAAGAAAUUGAAACCAGUCAAGAGACACUGAGAAUAAAGUGGUGCAGUGCCAGGAAGGUAAAGACCAUUUCAUGGAAUAUUUACUGUACAACCGGAAGAAAUGAUGGACACGAAGAGCAGAAUGAGUUAUUUCCUCCCAGUUGGGAGCUAAGUUUCAUUGUUGUAUGUCCAGAGCAUAUUCUUUCUAAAAUGGCUCAAAAUAAUUGUUUUUUGUUUAAUAGAUCAGCCAAUGGUUUGGUUUUAAGCCAAUUUCACAUUGGAGCUAAAAGUGCAGAAGGAUAUUGCCAUUAACAAUGGAAUUCUAGGUGUCAUCCAUUUGGAAAUACAUUUGAUAAUGUAGGAGAAAUGACCAUCUGGUAGAAUAAAAUUUUAAUCACUUAAUUACAGAUCAUAUUGAUAAUUCCAAAACAUAAGCAAUGAAGUAAAUAGUAAUGGCACUUUCUUAAAAUUAUGAUGAAGUAAACCAUUGGGUAGUCAACUGUAGUAACCGUGUGGGCAGAACUUCAAAAGAACUGCAGUACUUGUUUACCAAUCCACCGUGCACUCUUUCAGUUCCUGGAAUGUAUGCUUGCAGUCCUAAAUUAAGCGACUGAUAGUGAUAAGUUAAAGUAAUGUAGAAAAACAAAGCAUUUGCCAGUAUAAAAAGUAAUAUCCUACCCAAGAUACCUAGCCAAAAUCCAACUUGCCUCUACUCUACGUUCCAAAAUGUUCUAAUUGCCACAACCUUUUGUACAUGUCUUUUCUAUAUCAAAGCACAUAGAAUUUAGCUUGAAUUAACUUGCAAAGAAAGUGCAGUCACGGUUAAAUUUUAAGACAGUCAUGAACACUGGAGCAGGAGAUUUUGUAACUAUAAAUGAGAAAUUAAAAUUGCACUGCAAACUGAUGUAAUUUGGAAUAAAUGUGUUUUUUAAUUAUCUGGUCUAAGGACCUAUUUGAAAAGCUCAUGUCUUAUGACCAUGAGGUAGGUACAGCUUGAGGUGUGUUGGUUUGUUGAGAGGAACACAGAGGAACAUCUCUAAAAUUAAAUGAAAGUCAUUUUCAGAAUUUAGUUCUUGUCAAGUCUAGCUAUUAUUGGACAACAUUGUCACAGCUAUAGCUGUAUAAUCUUUAGAGUAUUCCUGAUAAAUCGACAAUAUACAAAUUAACACUUUCGAAGGCAUAGAUGUGGUAAGUUUUAAUGAAUGUAUUGCAAGGGAAAAUUAUUUUAAUCAACCUACAUUCAGCAAAGCUGCUUUUUGCAAUUUAAUAAUGGAAAUUAAAUCUUUUUACAGCCUGUUAAGUCAGAAAAUUAUUCAUCAUUAAGUAUUGUCAAUACUAAAACAGUGUUACCAGUCUGAUUAAGGAGUUCUUUUAAAUGCAGAGUAAAGACUCAGCAUAUAGAUUUACCCCUGGAUAUUUGCACAUGCAGUAUUUGGAUUGAAAUCUCAAGUAAAUCAUAUAAUUUAAAUGUCAGCCAUCUCCUUGGAUGCUGGAGAUCAUGGUUGAAGUAAGUUUGGUUUAACUCACUAUUUCCUGCCGUUAAGUAUACCAACAAACCUGCUUUGUUACCAUUCAUAGCUGGAACAAAAUAUGAAGAAAAUAUAUUUUUUCAUGCACCUUUAGACUUCGUUCCAUGUAUUCACAAAGCUACAAUGCCACUGAAAUGUGGGUCUAUUUGGACUCUAAUUUGUUUAUUUGUAUGUAAAUUAUCUUACAGCAGCUGUGGAUCGUUGGCACUGCAUUUUAGAAAGUCACGAAAUUUGAUAUGCCUCAAAAUUUCUAAGCUUUUUGUAGUAUUGUAUUAAACUGUUGUCAUGUUGUGUAUUAUUUUCUACUUGCUGUUAACAAGCUUUGUAAAGAUGCAAGUUUAUGUGCUUAAAACGUUUGUAUAAAGUGUAUAUAGGUAUAGAUUGGGAUGUUCAAAUUUUGCAAGCUUUUGUAGAUAUUUAAUGUGUUCUGAGAUGCCUUGAUUUUUUUGCUGAUAAAAGUGAAAUAUCACUCCAAAGCAGAGACUGAUUAGUAUUGAUGAACUGUUUUUAAAGAGAAGGGAUUGUAAAUUGAUCAACAAAAUCCAUACAGCUCAUUUUAAUAACACAAAUCCUACUUUUAUCAUUGCCGGAGCUUUUCAGUAUGGUGAAAUCGGAACAGGCAGCUGCGUAAUUCUUUGGAAGGAAUUCAGCUAAUCUUUUCAUGUAUUUUGUGGUCACAAGAGGCAAAAUGCUAAGGAUUGUGUCUUGAAUUGUUAUUAUGAAUGUGCUAAGACUUUGACAAAACAUGGCGAAUUAGUGCAAAAGGAUAAGAUUGUUUUGUAAGUGUCACUAAAGGAAUUCAGAUGCCAUCAAAACUUGGAUCUAUUUCAAUGAUCAGCUGUGCUAUAGGUGUUGUUGGCAGUAUUAAAAACUGUAGUAUUUUAUGAUUCAUUUGUGUAUUGUACAGAUUGAUUUUUAACUGCCGCUACAUUUCUUAUGUUUAUGUAACAAUAAAAUAUGUUUUUAGUUAGUUA